Arachis duranensis is the source of this 1376-nucleotide messenger RNA. Its product is annotated as metal-nicotianamine transporter YSL3. Gene Ontology annotation, cellular component: plasma membrane. The record is from RefSeq and is a predicted model, not a curated record. NCBI's taxonomy places the organism in Eukaryota, Viridiplantae, Streptophyta, Magnoliopsida, Fabales, Fabaceae. Gene Ontology annotation, molecular function: oligopeptide transmembrane transporter activity; iron-nicotianamine transmembrane transporter activity. Gene Ontology annotation, biological process: seed development; response to iron ion.
UAAACGUAUCCUUGCUUGUCGGUGCUGUGGUUUCAUGGGGCAUUAUGUGGCCACAAAUCAGGGGACAAAAGGGAGCAUGGUUCCCUACUAAUCUACCAGAAAGUAGCAUGAAAAGUCUAAAUGGCUAUAAGGUCUUUAUUUCAAUUGCCUUGCUUCUUGGUGAUGGGCUCUACAAUUUUGUGAAACUUAUCUGUUCCGCAGCCUUGAGGAUACAUGAGAACAAGAAAAGAAAAAAUCUUGAUACGUGUUUGCACAACAAGAAUCAGCUGCCUCUUGAUGAUCUUAGAAGGCAUGAAGUGUUUCUAAGAGAAAGUAUUCCAGUAUGGUUGGCAGCUGCAGGGUAUAUUUUCUUCUCCGUCGUUUGUGUCAUUGUAAUCCCUCUGAUGAUUCCCCAGUUGAAGUGGUAUUAUGUGGCGGUUGCAUAUAUUCUUGCACCUGCACUUGGCUUCUGCAAUGCAUAUGGUGCAGGCUUAACUGACAUUAAUAUGGCCUAUAACUAUGGCAAAGUGGCGCUCUUUAUGGUUGCGGCCUUGGUUGGAAAGAACGAUGGUGUAGUUUCUGGACUCGUGGCCUGUGGCUUGAUCAAAUCGAUUGUUUCCAUUUGUUCCGAUUUGAUGCACGAUUUCAAAACCGGCCAUCUAACUUACACGUCGCCUCGAUCAAUGCUUUUGAGCCAAGCAAUCGGCACAGCAAUAGGUUGUGUUGUUGCACCUCUGACAUUCUUCCUUUUUUACAAGGCCUUUGAUGUAGGGAAUCCAGAUGGUGAGUACAAGGCCCCAUAUGCCCUCAUAUACAGAAACAUGGCCAUUCUUGGUGUUGAAGGCUUCUCCACCCUCCCCCAGCAUUGCUUGCAACUUUGUUAUGGUUUUUUCGCGUUUGCCAUAGCAGCCAACUUAGUGAGGGAUCUUUCCCCCAAGAAAGUUGGAAGAUGGAUUCCACUUCCAAUGGCAAUGGCUGUCCCUUUCUUAGUUGGUGGAUACUUUGCAAUCGACAUGUGUGUAGGUAGUUUGGUAGUGUAUGCUUGGCACAAACUAAAAAGUGAGGAGGCAAGUUUGAUGGUUCCUGCAGUUGCUUCUGGUUUGAUUUGUGGUGAUGGAUUAUGGAUUCUACCUUCAUCAAUUCUUGCCUUAUUUGGGGUUCAUCCCCCAAUGUGCAUGAGCUUCUUUUCAUCCAAGUAGAAUAUCACAAAGGACCCAUGUUACUACCUAAGGUAACUAUGGUUAUAAUGUUGUAGAAGGAAGUUAUUAGUUAUUAGGAAUUUAAGUUAUAAAGAUGUAUAGCUCUUAGUCAAAUGACAGUUUAGAGUUGUUGUGUAAAUAAGUUCGGCUGAUACUUGGUGUAAUUGUUGACAGAAUUACUGCUUCCUUAUUCUUUUA